Pelecanus crispus (Dalmatian pelican) is the source of this 318-nucleotide messenger RNA. The record is from RefSeq and is a predicted model, not a curated record. Lineage: Eukaryota; Metazoa; Chordata; Aves; Pelecaniformes; Pelecanidae.
ACAGACAUUAUCAACACUAUGUGCGGGUACAAAACCAUUGACAAAGAGCGCUUGAGUGUUCAACAUAUUAUAUAUGUCCGUGGGUGCACGAAUGCAGUGCUUAUUUGGUUUUUGGACAACUACAGCGUCAUGGCCGGCGUGCUGCUUGGCAUAUUGCUACCCCAGUUCCUGGGAGUGCUGUUAUCCUUGCUUUACAUAACUCGGGUGGAAGACAUCAUCACUGAGCACAAGCUGAGCGAAAUGCUGUGUGAAGAAGCGCGGCAGAGAUCUGCCCCCGAGUUUGCUGGAGCCAACUGCUGCAUGUGUUACCCGGGGUGA